Molecule: messenger RNA, 5133 nt
Organism: Carcharodon carcharias (great white shark)
Lineage: Eukaryota; Metazoa; Chordata; Chondrichthyes; Lamniformes; Lamnidae
Product: G protein-regulated inducer of neurite outgrowth 1-like
Exons: 3
Coding region: 508-3804 (1098 amino acids)
Biological process (GO): neuron projection development
Cellular component (GO): plasma membrane
Source: RefSeq, a predicted model, not a curated record
GGAGCUUUUCAUAUUGGGGGGGGGGGGGGAGAACAACCCAAUUUUGCCUUCGGAAAGAACAGCAAAACAAUAACAAAAAGCGGAUUUAUGUAAAGUCAGGAAGAUGUCUAGACCCUUCACUUGGAGCAGCUGUUUAAAGAUUGUUGGAUAUUUCUGACUGGGAAUUUGCUGCAAGGUCAGGUUUGAGCUCAUUGAGAGAGAGAGAGAGAGAGAGAGACAGCGGGAAGGAGAGCUGGAGAACUAGUGCCAGAGGAGGCUGGAUCUCACUCACUCGCGGUUGGGAGCUCUCCAACAGUCUGGGGGUUUCAGCUGAAAAUACCAGGUUCAGAAAUAGCUUGAUGCUGUGCCAGGGAAUAUAGAAAUGAAACCCCUCUGUGCUUCUCAUUAACCGGGAAGCUCCCGUCUCCCAAGGUAAUUCACAUGAGAAAAAAAAGUAAUAGACAAACACUGCAGUUUGCGGAUUUUCACCCUGAGUGAGAAGAGCGGCUGUGAAGAUUGCAGGGCCAGAUGGGGACCAUACCCAAUGCCCAGGACUCUCAGGCUGUGCAGAGGUCCACAGCUACAGUGGGUAGUGAUGACCUUGCAGGAGGCUUUCUUCACAACAGCCAACAGAAACCAACCUCACCAGUCCAACAGGAGGCACCGAGCUCCUUGCCCAGGCUAAAGGAGAACGUCAUCAGCUUGGCCCCAUCAACAUUUGAACCCAGCCAAACUGAAGGCAAUACAUCCAGCAAAUCCUCCAAUGGAGAUCAGGACACGUGCGAUGGAGAUGGAGAACUGGGAGAGUGGAGGAAGCCAGGUGCAAAGAACAGCAGCCAGGAAGGUGCAGAGAAAGAUGGUGUGGGUCCAAACGCAUCAGAAGUCACCGUGGGCAAGCAGACAACAUGUGCGCUUAAAGCGCAGCCAACCAAAUGUGCUGUCUCUGGACACCCUGGGACUGACCAUCAGCAAAGCAAGCAUACUGACCCUGGACACCCUGGGACUGACCAUCAGCAAAGCAAGCAUACUGAUCCUGGACAUCCUGGGACUGACCAUCAGCAAAGCAAGCAUACUGACCCUGGACAUCCUGGGACUGACCAUCAGCAAAGCAAGCAUACUGACCCUGGACAUCCUGGGACUGACCAUCAGCAGAUCAAUCAUACUGACCCUGGACAUCCUGGGUCUGACUGUCAGCAGGCUAAUCAUACUAACCCUGGACAUCCUGGGACUGACCAUCAGCAGACCAAUCAUACUGAACAUGGACAUCCUGGGACUGACCAUCAAGAGACCAAUCAUACUGACCCUGGACAUCCUGGGACUGACCAUCAGCAGGGCAAGAAUACUGACCCGGGACAUCCUGGCACCAGUUGCCAACAGACCAACAGUGAGGACCAAAUAAGAAAUGAAAAGGGUGCAGAUGCAGGUCUAGAAAUGGGAUGGAGAACUACGCCAUCAUUAGUGGACACACCCAUCCUGAAGACUCCCCAGAACCAGCAAACUGAAAGAGAUUGUGUUGAAAGAAGAGAGGUAGAGAGGGUUGAGACUAAGAAUGAGCUGGAACAGCCCAACCCCACAAUAAAGGAUGGAGUUCAGCCAGCAACUAUCAAAAGAGAUGCUGCCUUUAAUUUGAAAAUUGAAAACCGUGAGCAGCAGUUGGGAUUUACAAAGGACAGCGAAGCUGCACCAAAAACUGACCCUGCUUUAUCUUUAGAAACUCAUGUGCAAAAGAUCACACCAAAAGGAACUCAGGUGUCUGCCUGUGACAGUUCCAAUGAGCACCUACAAAGAAUGCAACUAUUAGAUACAGGGCCAAAUCCAAGGGGGAUGGAUCAACAAUCACAACAACAGCAACAAGAGUCCAAGUUUAGAGAUGCGGAGACAAUGACAUGCCAGUCUCCAGGCAGCUACUUCCCUUCCAAUUGGAGUAAGUCUUGUCGGGAUGUUGAAGUCCAGGCUGUUCUGCAAAGCUUUCAGUGCAAAUCCACCGCGACCAGUCCCAAGAGCCCAGCGCCUGGCUCGGCAGGGUCCUUACUGAGUGACUGUCAGGCUGUCCAACAUGUCCAUUCAGAAAACAGUAACUCUAAACUCAUUCUGGUCAAUGGUCAGUCAGUGUGUGUUAGUGAUCUCUAUCAGGGGUCAGAGCAACUGAAGGUAACGUGUACUUUUACAGAAGGAUCUGAAAAAUCAAAGGUUGCCUUUGAACUCGGUAAGGUGUUAACAGAGGGAGUCAACGUAGAAUCUGUUUUAUCAGAGGUUACUUGUAGAGAGAAAAAUGAAAAGGAGCAGGAAUCCCCUAAAGAGUCUGACUAUCAUCCCAAAGCUACCUGCGUCAAUAUGAGUGAGCUACCAAAUGCUAGAGGACAUCCAGCAUGUGAACAGGUACCAUCUGUCCCUGUUACUAAUGAAUCAGAACUUGGUACACAUGACCACCUAAAGCUCAAAACAGAAUCGGAACGCUUGAAGGAUACUUCAAAGUUACACGAGAGAUCCAAACAGCCAAGCACCUCUUGUGAUAACAGUGAGAACUCAGAUCAGCCAAGCAUCAAUCAAGAGCCUGCCCAUUCCACCCUUUCACGUUCUGUUAUUAAGGAAUCUGGCCAGUGUGUUUAUGACAUAGAUAGGAAACCAGGCGCUGCUGCUAGCUUCGAUAGCAAAUCUGACCUGUCAGAAGCCAUCACUGAUAAAUCUGGCCAGUCAAACGGUGCUGCUGACUGCAAUAAAAAAGAUGACCAACUACAGGGCAGUACUAACAAAUCUGACCAAUCAAGAGUGGGACCUGAAAUCAGUAAGCAAUCCGGCCAACUGCAGAAAUUUGACCAAUCGAAAAUAGAUCCUGACUUUAGUAAGCUAUCCCUGUGCUCAAAAACUGCUGUAGACAUCCACCAGAUAGCUGAUCGGUCAAUAGUUAUAGAUAAUGGCCAUAAGGGAUCUGGCCAAUCUCAAACUACUUGUAGCUUGAUUAAAAAGCCUGGACAACCACAAGGUGCUUACAGUAAGAAAAAGGACCCUGUGCAGUCAAAGCAUGACUCCAAAAAAAAGCGAGCUAACCAGUCCAAAGAUGUGCAUGACACCAGUGAGGUGUCUGAACAACCACAAGCUGUUUGUGACAUCAGUAAAGGUUCUGGCCAACUGGUGGGUUCUUAUAGUGUCACUAAGGAAUCUGUUGAAACCGACCAAGCCACCAGUGUAGUAUCUAGCCAAUCAAAAGGUAUACAUGACACCAGUAACAGACUGGCCCAAUCACAAGCCUUUUGUGGCAUCAGUGAAGAACCUGGCCAAUCGAAACCUGACUCUGAAAUCAGUAAAAAACCUGGUCGAUUAAUAACUUUGUAUGAUAAUGGUAAGGAACUUGCUCAAUUAGAAGCUGGCUGUGCCACCAAUAAGGAAAUUGGCCAGUCAAAAGCUCCUCACCAAAUCGGUAAGGAACCUCAUGGUUUUGAGACUGAAAAGCCGAAACCAAUCAUUGAUGUGAAAAUUGAACAAAAGCAAUUGGCCAGUGACUCAAAUAAAGAAACAGUGCAGUCAAAGAAUGUCCGUGAUGUGGUCUGGGAUGAGCAGGGCAUGACCUGGGAAGUUUAUGGUGCCUCCCUUGACCCGGAAUCACUGGGAUUUGCCAUUCAGUGUCACUUACAGAGACAGAUCGUAGAAUAUGAGAAGCAAAUCAAAGUAAAUAAUCAGAGCAAAAGAUCAGUGUCUAUAGAUGCAACACCUGGGAGUAAUAAAGCCAACAAAAGGAGGCAGCAAAAUAUAUUCAGGACAGUUCUACAGAAUAUAAGGUCCCCACAGUGUUGUCUUCGUCCACAGCCUUCCUCUGUGAUUGACUGAUGGGAAUUGUAGUAGUAUUUAAAUAAACCCUCCAAAUUGUUUUUCACGGACUACUUCAUGAGACUAUUUUCUGCACUCGUUGUUUAUGGGUAGAUGGAACCUAUAUUACAGUUUUUCCCCUAAAAGACAUAGUGGGUAUAGUUAUUCUACAUGGUCUUUCUAUGGUGUAUCUGUCCACUAGAUACAAAUAAGUGCCAUGUAGGUCAUCUGUUAGACAAUAAUGACCACCAUUUGUAGACAAAAUUACCCAAUUAGAUUUUAUUUCAUAAUGACUGAAUCAAAACUAUAGAGAUGACUGUUCUGUGAAGAUUUUAUUCCGAACUUUAUUCUUGGGCUUAAGAAUGUGUAUCCAUCAUCUUGAAGUUGAUGGCUGUCACAGUGUGGUCUAAAAUGCAUGAAAACAAUCAAUAUAUUUUAAUGUUAAUGCUUUGAGUGAAGAAGGUUACACAUGUAGCCCAUGCCAUUUACAGUUUUGUGUUUCUUGUAGAAUGUUCUCUGAAAAUCAACUAAUUGUUGCAACAUUUUAAUGUCGAGCCAACAUUGCAGUCGUCUAGCGCAUAGUCAUACCAGUACAUGGUAGUAAGUGGCUUUCUGAAUUCAUUAAGGAAAGGAUCGCAACACUUGUCACAGAUGCUUAACUUUUGUGUAAAAUGAAAUAUGUGGAUUAAUAUACUGUAUUUAGUAAACCAGACACUUUAUAUUGUAUAAAUAUGAUGACAAAUAUCACUAUUAUACAUUUUAGCUUCUCAUCCUAGGUGAAAUACAUAACUACUUAUUCUACUUGUAUUUUGGAUGACAGUCUCCACAGCUUCAAGUUUUUUGCCAUCUUUUUAUAUUGUGUUACAGAAGUUAACUGUUUAAUGUUUGCCUUUUACUAAAGCAGCACAGUGUUUCCAAUUGAAAUCCAUUCUAUAUCCAUUCCUCUCAACAUAGUGUGUACUGAGUCCCCAGUAGCUCCCUCUUACAAAUGUAAAUGAGGAGGCCUGAUUAAGGUUUCCCUGUCAAAAUCGGAUAGAAAUGUACAGAGCAGAUGCCGCUAAGUUUUUUUUUUUGCUGCUAUUCUGCCAGGGCAAGCAAAAAUGCUUCCUGAUUUCACAGUAUCCCAAUCAACUCUAUCCACCUCCCCUCCAUGCUCCCACCCUGCUACAUUACAGCUUCACCUCUUUCAGACUUAACAAGCGGUCUGAUGUUCAUCAGCUGCUCACCCAAGCAAUAUUAAUCAGGCCUAAGGCCGACUUUCUGAAAUGAUAAUUAUUAUGCAUUGUAUUUUUACAUUUCAAUCUUUUUUCUGUUAAAACGAUGUAAUAAACACGAACGAUUAUACGGGAA